ACCCCAGUACAAGAAGAAGGAGAAGAAGAGGAAGAAGGAGGAAGAAGAACCGGUCUCUCGAACCUGGGACAGAUUCUCCCGUAGAAUUUCAGAAGAUUCUAGAAGCUGUCAGAGAAUGUAGAAUCCUGGGGAGAAAUGCAGUGCAGUGGCAUUCAGUGAGUUGUGGACAUGUGACUGCUAGAACUAUAAGAUAAUUGCCUAAGCUAGGAUGUGGGAGGCCCCGGUUUCCACCCCAGCACCGCUGAAAGAAAAAGAGGAAAAGGGAGGAACGCCACAAAAGUAUGAUCCCACGUUCAAAGGACCCAUUUACAACAGGGGUUGCACAGAUGUCAUUUGCUGUGUGAUUCUCCUCCUGGCCAUCGUUGGCUACGUGGCUGUGGGCAUCAUAGCCUGGACCCAUGGGGACCCUCGGAAGGUCAUCUACCCCACGGACAGCAGGGGCGAGUUUUGCGGACAGAAGGGCACAAAAAACGCGGACAAGCCCUUCCUGUUUUAUUUCAACAUCGUGAAGUGUGCCAGUCCCCUGGUCCUGCUGGAAUUCCAAUGUCCCACUCCCCAGAUCUGUGUGGAGCAGUGCCCUGACCGCUACCUCACCUUCCUCAAUGCCCGAAACUCAAAGGACUUUGAGUACUACAAGCAGUUCUGUGUCCCUGGCUUCCAGAACAAUAAGGGUGUGGCUGAGGUGCUUCGGGAUGGUGAAUGUCCUGCUGUCCUCACGCCCAGCAAACCCUUGGCCCGCAGGUGUUUUCCAGCUAUCCACGCCCACAAGGGGGUCCUCAUGGUGGGUAACGAGACUACCUAUGAAGAUGGCCUCGGCUCUCGGAAAAACAUCACGGAGCUGGUGGAAGGCGCCAAGAAGGCCAAUGGGGUCCUGGAGGCGCGGCAGCUGGCCAUGAGGAUAUUUGAAGAUUAUACUGUCUCUUGGUACUGGAUUGUCAUAGGCCUGGUCAUCGCCAUGGUAAUGAGCCUCCUGUUUGUCAUCCUGCUCCGGUUCCUAGCUGGCAUUAUGGUCUGGGUGAUGAUUGUCAUGGUGAUUCUGGUGCUGGGCUAUGGAAUAUUUCACUGCUACAUGGAGUACGCGCGACUGCGUGGUGAGGCUGGCUCGGAUGUCUCUCUGGUAGACCUUGGCUUCCAGACGGAUCUGCGGGUGUACUUGCAUUUGCGGCAGACCUGGAUGGCCUUCAUGAUCAUUCUGAGUAUCCUGGAAGUUAUUAUUAUUUUGCUACUCAUCUUUCUUCGAAAGAGAAUUCUCAUCGCCAUUGCGCUCAUCAAGGAAGCCAGCAGGGCUGUGGGAUAUGUCAUGUGCUCCAUGCUGUACCCGCUGGUCACCUUCUUCCUUCUGUGUCUCUGCAUCGCCUACUGGGCCAGUACCGCUGUCUUUCUGUCCACUUCUAACGAAGCUGUCUAUAAGAUAUUCGAUGAUGCUGCCUGCCCACUUGUUGGAAAAACCUGCAAACCUGAGAACUUCCCCUCCUCCAAUGAAUCUCGCCUGUGCCCCAAUGGCCGCUGCCAGUUCGCCUUCUAUGGUGGUGAGUCGGGCUACCACCGUGCGUUGUUGGGCCUGCAGAUCUUCAAUGCCUUCAUGUUCUUUUGGCUGGCCAACUUCGUGCUGGCGCUGGGUCAGGUCACCCUGGCCGGGGCCUUUGCCUCCUACUACUGGGCCCUGCGAAAGCCAGAUGAUCUGCCUGCCUUCCCGCUCUUCUCUGCCUUUGGCCGAGCGCUCAGGUACCACACAGGGUCCUUGGCCUUUGGCGCCCUCAUUCUGGCCAUUGUGCAGAUCAUCCGCGUGAUGCUGGAGUAUUUGGAUCAGCGGCUGAAAGCUGCAGAGAACAAGUUUGCCAAAUUUCUCAUGACCUGCCUCAAAUGUUGCUUCUGGUGCCUAGAGAAGUUCAUCAAAUUCCUCAACAGGAAUGCCUACAUCAUGAUCGCCAUCUACGGCACCAACUUCUGCACGUCUGCCAGGAAUGCCUUCUUCUUGCUUAUGAGAAACAUCAUCAGAGUGGCUGUCCUGGACAAAGUUACUGACUUCCUGUUCCUGUUGGGCAAACUUCUGAUCGUGGGUAGUGUGGGGAUCCUGGCUUUCUUCUUCUUCACUCACCGAAUCAGGAUCGUGCAGGAUACAGCACCACCUCUCAAUUACUACUGGGUCCCUAUACUGACGGUGAUCAUUGGCUCCUACUUGAUCGCUCAUGGCUUCUUCAGUGUCUAUGGCAUGUGUGUGGACACGCUGUUCCUCUGCUUCUUGGAGGAUCUGGAGAGAAAUGACGGCUCUGCAGAAAGGCCUUACUUCAUGUCUUCCACCCUGAAGAAGCUCUUGAACAAGACCAACAAGAAGCUGGCAGAUUCCUAGAGGCCCAGGCCUCCUCCGAGGCCUCUCCUCUCAGGAAGGUUGUGAGCUUGGGUGCUGGACAGGCGACUGGCUGGGUCAGAAUCCUGCUGGCUCAUUGGACUUUGUUUUAAGUCCUGCCACUGCCUCUUUGUCCCCUCCCCCUGAUCCCGUUACUACCAGUUUCUUGGGGACCUGGUGGAUCUGGGGCUUCUCCCUGUGCCAAGGGGCACUUGGAGUUUUCACAGGCACUUUAAAGAUUGCAAUGGAAUGAGUCACCCAGCCCUUGCUGGCCCAGAUGGAGACAAACGCAGUGGAGUGUCUGGGAUGGGAGGUGGCCCAACCUCUGCAGGCUCCUCCAUGCUUCCUGUCCUCUUAGACAAUGGGACAGACUGUGUCUAUAGAUGAGGAGGCAGCUGCCUGGCCACAGUGAACUCCAAGCUCCUCUGACUGCCUUCACUUCACGGGCCAGGACCGAGCCCCUUCUUCAUGGCCCAGUCCUCGGCCCCAGGGCCGUCAAAUGCAUUUCUUUAAUUAUUUUUUAACCUGGACAUGCAUUAAAGGGUCAAUUAGCUUUCUUCCUUCUGCCUCCACAGCUGAAUGGAGGUACCCAGAGUGCCUUCAGUUGUCUCCCUCCCAGUCGGGGAGGUGUGUGGCUGGGCAGGAGUGUAUGCUUGCCCAGGCUGGGGAGUCUUCUGGCUAGAGAGGUGAUAUUGGGGGGGCCCUGAUGGGAGGAAAGGAAGCGGGGUGGUCCGGAAGCACCAGGCUGAAGAUGCUAAUGGCUUUUUAAUGAAAACUGCAGCUGGCUGACUGGUUUGUGAAUUGGGUCCCUUUUUUGAAAUCAGCACCUGAGGGAUGAUGUCAGGAGACACGGUGGGAGGGCAGAUGCUCUGGCUAACAGGGACCCCUCUGUCCAUUCACCUCACACCUUAGGAAUCCUUUUGCCAAACUUGUUGAACUUGGGGGCCUGGUACCCCCUUUGCCUGCCAUGUCAAGCCCUCUCUCCCUACCCCCCCUUCAUAUCUUUGCCUAUCAGUGCAAUUCCAGUAUCCUAGAGAGAGAGGGGUCUCCCGUGCCUGCCACCCCCUCCUGUUCACCAAGCCCUAUGUGUAAGUAACUGCAUUCCACCACUAAUAAAAGUGCCUAUUGUACAGGUCCAGGCCCUGCGUGUUUGUGGGGGGAAUAGGAGGCAGGGAGGGGAAGCAGUGCACUGGGAUUCUCCAAGUUGCCCUGGUUUUCCCAAAGGGAAGAAGGAGGGGCAGGAAACCCGCUGUCUGCAGGCUCCAUCUCCACCCC
Messenger RNA from Castor canadensis (American beaver), 3622 nucleotides. The record is from RefSeq and is a predicted model, not a curated record. Lineage: Eukaryota; Metazoa; Chordata; Mammalia; Rodentia; Castoridae.